Messenger RNA from Stylophora pistillata, 5559 nucleotides. RefSeq names its product E3 ubiquitin-protein ligase rnf213-alpha. Gene Ontology annotation, molecular function: ATP hydrolysis activity; ubiquitin-protein transferase activity. The record is from RefSeq and is a predicted model, not a curated record. Lineage: Eukaryota; Metazoa; Cnidaria; Anthozoa; Scleractinia; Pocilloporidae.
UCGAGAGUUUGACGCAACCUUGUAAUGUCGGGGACAUGAGUAACAUGUGGCCAUAGUUUCUAGCGAUGCGGUGCCCUAAAUGUGGAAGCGUAGACUUAAAAGAUACCUUUAAAUGGUGUCCAGAAUGUGGUUUUCCUCUUCAAAGUAUUGCUCAUGGCAAGGGUAAAAUUGUUCCAAAUGCAACAGGGGAGCAGCCGCGAAGCGAUGCUUUGGCAAGGAGACACGACCUUGGUAAAGAUGAAGAACACGUUGAAGGUGGUGGUCAAAAUCAGCAGCACAUGCCUUUAUACAGAGAUGAGCAUGGGACCCUGUUGAGUCAACAAGCACAGCCUACGAUUCACUUGGGUCAGCCAGACAUCGAGGGUGGUUCCUCCAUAGUCGAUCGGUCAACAGAGAAAGAGAAUAAGUCGCUGGAAAGCCAUCUUCAUUCCGCGAAUUCCCCAUCAACUUCCCAGUGGCCGACAACCUCAGUUUCUACGAGAGACAGUGGUCUGCCCUGGCAGGCUGGCGCCUCCAACUUUACGAAGACAGAAACGCCGGGUUCAGAGGAUAAACCAGGUAUUACAGAGCCAACAGCAGAACUGCAUGGGAGGCAGCCGGACGUUGUCGAUAAAAUGGCAUUAAGGGAACUAUCUACAGGAAGAAAUGACAGCCAAGUCACCAUGAAAGAUAAAAUUCCUCUUGGCGAAAGCGUGAGAAGCUCAGCAGUACUUAAAGAGGGAGACGUUGAUGCUGUUCAGACAGGAAGUGAUGAUGGAUUAAAUAACACAAAGAAAGAUGACAUGGAGUCAAAGAAAUCAUCAAAUGAUGGCCAGGUGACUCCGGCCAGCCAUAAACAAAAGGGUAACGAGAGGGAAAUAGAUGAGAAGGCUGACAGGAACGUCACUGCAAAUUUUCAACAACCCAAGGUGCAAAGCCCUUUGAAUUCAACAUCUCAAAAAGGCACUGGAAAAAAACUCGCUGAGGUGCAAGAAAAAAAAGAUGCAAAGGCUUCAGGUGAACACUCUCAGACCUCCAAGAGCGGAACUGAAAAUCUGAAUGGUGGAAGAGUCGAGACCGUCACUCACGUCAAUUCACCAUCGGAAGGAAAAGAAAUUGUCUUAAGAGACCCUCUUGGAGGCGCACAGAACGUAGGCGAUGGCAAAGAAAGUGCUCAGACCACAGAGGAGGCAAGGUCUGGAUAUUGGUACCGAAAGGAUAAGACUCAUCCGCAAGAAAAUAACACCGAAAUCCAUAAAAAGGACAAGGGAAAGAGAAAAGAAGAAAAAAUCAGCACGGCCAGCAAUCCACUUUCAAAAACCUCUUCACCACGAGUUUAUUUUCUGAAGCAGGUGGAACCAGAAGUUGGGGUCACGGUGGUGUUCCAUGUUUUGUUGGUGGCUAAUUUUAAAAUGGAGGAAGAGAGUUUGCACAUUCGGGCUAACGGAGAAGACUUAGGAAACUUUCAGUUAAACUGCGUCGACAUGGAAUUAGUAAGGUGGGACAAAGACAAAGACAAAAAAAGGCUUAUGCACUUUACUGGCCAGUUCACUCUUACGGUCAGUCGUGCCCAAAAAGGAACCAGUUACAAGUACGUGAUAGUCAAGAAAGGAAGCGUUCUAUGGGAAGAGCUGGUGGAGUUUCAACCACGCUAUCGUGAAGACAUAAUGAAUCGAUUUCUUAACAUUCCCUCCAAACAUUUGAAACAGGGAGAAACGUGGCACCAAUUUGACGGAGUCAGUUACAUUUCUUCGGAUAAAGGUUGGUGGGAUACAGUUAAAGGAUGGUUUCGUAGUGACGAAACAGUGGCAAAUCGCACAACAGCAUUACUCGCGUACAUACCAAAUUGGAAGGGUUUUCAUGUUGGCAACGCUGGGGAAGAAAUGAAAGCAACAGAAGCAAUUGUGAAGUUAGACAAAGUGGUAGACUGUAUGACCAACGUGUGGGUUAAGCACUCUUACUCCGUCCCUGAAAAGAAGAGACCAACAGAUUUCAAAGCUCACACGGUAUUGGUGGACCUCUUGCAACCUAAAAUAAAGGAAAACGCUGCAACUGUGACCAAAAGUUCUGUGCAAUUUGAAGCUAGAGCCUCAGCAUUGGUUUCGUCUCUAGCGAUUCUUCUGAUCUUCAAACAUUUCAAAGUAAAGCUAGAAAGGGAAUAUGUUAUUUCACUUUUGAAGUGCUUGAAGCUUGAAGCAGAUCCCAUCGACCAAAAGUGUACCUUGUAUGAAGUGGUUCUGAGCGAAUUCAGUGAGGGACUAAGAGAAUCUGCUGCUAUUGGAAUUGAGCAAUUAUGCAACGAAAUCAUGGAGGAAUACUGGAAACAAGAUGCACUAACGUGGCUAUUGGCUGUACCAUUGCUGCAUUUCUUAAGAGAAGAUUCUAAACCUUUCGAAAAACCUGGUGUUGAUGGAUCGUACAGCAAAUUAGAGUGGGCGGGAGCUCAGGGACUGAGAAUAAGAGAAUUGCAAAGAUCAUUAGUACAACUAAAUCCAUUGGACAUCUUGCCUAUGCUUACUUCUUCCUUUGAAGUAGACUUUCUGCUGAAAAGAACCGUCCUCCACACCAUUCCUGUAUGGGAACUAGAUAAGAUCGUUGCUUCGAAGAUGUUUCUAAUCCCUGAUAUUUGCGUUGCCUUGGUAACAUACUGCUCCCGUGAAACUGUGCCUGGUGACAAGUGGAAAAAUGUACUCCAGUGUAUUAGAUUGAUGAUUUCUCAGAUAAACUGGGAAAAAGAAUCAACAUGCACUGAACUUAAAGGAAACGAGUUCACAAUUUCAAUAUGUCUACAGCUGGUUGAAGUCUUCUUCAAGAAGCUGAACUUUAUGGACCACAUUGAAGUCAUCUGCCAGACAAUGAAGCUGCUUUUUGCAUGUAUUUAUGCGCAGCGAAUGGAAUUCGAAGAGAAGCUUGACAAGGAGAAGAGCCGGGAAAACGAGAGCAAAAUCAUCAACAAACUGCUAAAGAGCCUUGGAGACAGGUUGUCAAUAGAUCUCAAUAAAGAGAUGUCCUCUUUUUACAAGAGCAAAAAUUUAGCCAGGGAACUUUCGUUGUGGAGCGAAUUGCUUUGGGUCGCGGAUGAAAAUCAGGGAUUUACUGCUUAUAGGGAGUUUUUGAUCAACAGGCUGGUGAACCGAGCAAAAAGGCUGGAGGAAAAAUUCUUGAUUGAAAUUUUUUGUGAAGUGAAUAUGGAUGCUCUUGAAAGAGGUGUUGGAGAAUCAUUUACUAAGCUUGCCUUUCAAGCGGUGGAAAAGAUUAUUAAUUCAGCAAAAAGAGGAGACGACAUACGUAUAUUUCACAAUCUAUCAAAUUCAAAAGCAGGAAAAUCCGGCGAGCUUCUGUCCAUGUUUCUGACAAAGUCUUGGCCAAAAGAUGGAGAACAUUCAGACGCGUGUGGGUUGGAUCCUCGAACAGUGGAGUUUGUACUCACUUGGAAUCCAAUGAUUGGAUACCUCAAAUUCUUCAAUAAUCCUAAAGUUUUGGGCGAUGAGACUGGAAGAGGUGGUAUACUUUCGGAUGAUGCCAAGGAGACGUUAUUUUUGGCUAAAUCGUUGCUGGACGCUCUUGUGAGAGUCAUAUCAGAUGGCUCAGUGACGGUUCAAGUGUUACUUCUUCUACAGAGGCGUAAAGAAACGUUUUUGGAACUUUUGAAGACAAGUUCUGUGGAGAACAAAGACGUUGAGCUUAGCCUGGCUCGUAGAUUAGAAGAGAUCCAGGAAUUUUUCGAAGUGAAAGAAAAAGUAGGGGUAUUCAUUGGAAUGUGUGACGCGAUUCAGCCAGUCGAUUUAACCAACCUCAAGAAUAAGGUGCCUCAGGAUGUUUCUCACUUCCAGAUUCAAGCCUUGUGCAAACGGAAAGACGACAACCAAAUCGAAGUCACCUUCUUUAAACUCCCUCCGGCUCUCAAGGAGGUUCUUUCGACACUUGAAAGAGUUCAAGAGAGCCUAACGUUCCAAGCUCUUUGGAAAAAAUGUGGGAAUAAAGCACAAACAACCAGGAAGAAUGACGAUACACGAAAACCACAGCUCAGGAUUUCCGAUGUUGUUGAAAGUGUCUGGAAACCAGCUUUUACCAGUUGGACGCAAAAUGUUGCUAGUGUCAAGGAUGGUACAAUUUCUCUUGGAGAUGUUGACAAGAUCUUUGACGGCUACAGAAACCGCAAAAAGGAACUCGAGGGAGAGUUAUCCUGCAUGUUUAACGUGAACACCAGCGAAACUGUCAACGCCAGAGAAUUGAAGAAAAUUGUCGGAGAGCGACUUGCUCAAAUUCACCGUUACCAACAACUUGAUCAGUACUCCAGUGCAGCUGACACCAUCUGGGAGUUUAAGGAGGCAAUGGGUUUUACCGGGGACUUCAAAGUUGUCGAAGAUCUACGAAAUCAGUUAUCAGUGGAGUUCAAGCAGAAGCCCUUGAACAGCGUAGGGGAAAGCUUUUCAAAGGCUGGUCAAGCUCUUCGGUGUUUGGAUUUCAAUAAGGCUCAGUGCUUCAAAGCAGUGGUGGACAGUAGACGGUUGGUGGAGUGGCUACGUUCUACUAUCAAAUCCACCCAAGAGCUAAAGGUUCUUGUUGACUUGGCCUUGAUCUCUGCUGGUGAAAGUGAUAUGGAAACUGACCGCAUAUCCAGUCUACAUACCAGCUGUCUCGGUUUUGCUCCUCUGAUAUUUGACCUCAAAGAGAGCGAAGAACAAAGAGUAAGCUUUGUUCAACUGAUGAACGCCUGUGAUCCUGUAUGGAAAGCAGUCGAGACGGAUAAGAUGUUACCCGAAAAACUGAAAGACACUAGUAGACAUCUGGAAUGGCUAAAAACUGUUAAAGAGUCCCACGGUUCGGUUGCUAUGACAUCAUUAGUGCAGGCCAAGACCAUCAACUCCAGUGGGGUAUAUGUUGUUGGUCACUUGGACACCAAAAAGGGUCCGUCACCAGAACAAGGAAAACGAUUGUCAUUCAAAGAUGUGAUCCAACUGACGCUUCCCCUUAAGAAUGGACGUGAAAAGGAGCAGAAGAAAACUUACUCUAUUGACGAACUAAAGGAUUUGCAGAGUAAACUGAUGUUGAUCGCAGGAAAGGCUGAAAAAGGGAAGGAUGACGUGGAACAGUUUGUGAGGAAUCUUGAAGGUGUAAUGCGUUUAGCGACUGCGUACAUCAGUCUCUUUGAAUGUGGUUACAUUCAUCGCAUGGAUUGGAAACAAGAGUUUCACUGUAGCAAAGACCAAGUCGCGGGCGAAUCUAUUGCGGAGGAUCUGGAAAAGGAAAGCUCCUUCAUGGAAAGGUGUUACAUGAACUGGAAGAAGAGGGUCAGUGAUGCAAGGAAGGAGUAUAGAGAAUUGAAUCUAUUCACAACACAGCAGUUGAUGAUAUUGAGGAAGGAAAUUGCCACAGUUUGCCACAGCAACGACCUUACUAUGGGCAACACCCAAGUUCUCACUCUGCUGGAAAGUGUUCGUCCCUAUUUAACCAGCAAGCAGUUAAAAUUAGCGAUAGAGCGUGCUUUUUAAGGACACGGAUUUACUAGAGAACGCUAGAGGCACAGCGCCGCUACCUUCGUUCACUCCAGUUCCAUCACAGGACGAAAUGGUGACU